Messenger RNA from Lactuca sativa (garden lettuce), 2623 nucleotides. Its product is annotated as zinc ion binding / DNA binding protein. Lineage: Eukaryota; Viridiplantae; Streptophyta; Magnoliopsida; Asterales; Asteraceae. Gene Ontology annotation, molecular function: DNA binding. The record is from RefSeq and is a predicted model, not a curated record.
UAUCUUUCCUAAAACCCACUCACCAAAACCCUGAAAAAUCUCUCUCUCUCUCUUGCUUUUCAGCAAAACUUUCGAGCUAUGAUCAUCCGUUACUUUGACUAGUAUUUUGUUUGAUCAUCACCGAAUAACCCCAAAUCACUCGAUUUUCAGCUGGAUUCACGUGCAUUUUCUCCAAAACGUUUGUUAUGGUAAUCGUCUUUCACAAGUGAUUGCAUUCGAGUUGCGAUUUUAGGGAUAAAGAGAAGGGUUUUACAGAGCACUAGAGCAGGGUUUCUUCGAAAAAGAUAUCGGAACACACAUUGCGUUGCAGACAUGAAAAAGAAAGCGAAUAAAGCUUACAAAAAGGAAGAUUAUUCGGAAGAAUGGUGCUUCGUCUGCAAAGAUGGUGGCGAUUUAAUUAUUUGUGACCACAAGGACUGUUUGAAGUCGUAUCAUCCCGAAUGCGCACAAUCAUCUGCAAAUUCCAAACGUCGAUUUAUAUGUGAUCUGCAUAAAUGUGAUAUUUGUGAUAGAACUUCCGAUCUAGUCCAUUGUUAUUGUUGUCCAAAAGGUGUAUGCAGACGUUGUAUCAAAUCUGCUGAUUUUGUUCAUGUGAAAGGGAAGAAAGGAUUCUGCAAUCAUUGCUUGAAGCUUGCACUACUUGUAGAAGAAAAGAAGGAUGUUGACUCUGAUGGGGAAACUAUCGACUUCAAUAAUCGUAACACUUAUGAGACUUUGUAUAAGGAAUAUUGGGAGAUUAUUAAUAAUACCGAAAAGUUAACUCUUGAUGUUCUAAUAGCUGCAAAAGGGCAGUUAAAAUCCGGAAAGAAUUAUGAUUCAGAUAAGUAUGAUGAUCAUAGUGAUGACAACCAGUGUUCGGAUUAUGAAGAAAAAGGUGAUGACAUGGAAUUACAUGAAUCAGCAAAAAAAACAAAAAGAUCAAAGCCCGAAUCAUCAUCCAAAACAAAAGGGAAGUCAAAAGCGAAAGAGAAAGAGAAAAUGAAACCAAACAAGGAAGAAUUCAUGGGAUGGGGAUCAACACGUUUAAUCCAGUUUCUUGAAAACAUAGGGAAAGAUACAACGAAUGCUUUAUCACAAAGGGAGCUUGAAAAGAUUGUAAAGGGAUAUGGUAAGGAGAAAGACCUUAUUCAGAAAAACAAGAUAAUUGAAUGUGAUGUAUGGUUACGUUCUAUUUUCAAGAGGAAAACAAUCAAACUCAACCGAAUUUAUGAUUCUUUGGAAACCCAUUUGGCGGAAAAUCAAGUGUCAUCAGACGACGACGAUGAUGAUGAAUUAGGGUUGGAUGAUGAUGAUAUGGAUUGUAAGGAAGAGGAAGUGGUGGCAAGUAAAAGGAAGAAAAAGAACAAUGGAGAUAAGUUAAUAGAGAAGGAAGAGCCAGCGGUUGAUAUUACAUGUUUUCGUUUUGCAUCUAUUGUUCCUGAAAACAUUAGGCUUGUGUAUUUGAGAAGAAGUUUAGUGCAGAAACUUGAAAAAGAACCUGAGAGCUUUGAAAGUAAGGUAAUAGGUAGUUUUGUGAGAGUUAAAGAAGAUGCGAAUGGUUUCUUUCUAAGGAAUGCUUAUCGUCUUAUGCAAGUAACCGGCGUAAAAAAAUGUUUGGUUGGUGAAAGUGAGCAGACUUUUAUGCUGCAAUCUUUAGAAACGGAUAUAUGCAUUAAUUUGCUGUCAGAUGAUGAGUUCACUGAGGAGGAAUGUCAAGAUUUGAAAAACAAAGUGAAAUCCGGCUUACUGAAAAAGCUUGAAGUGGUUGAAGUUGAAGAGAAGGCUAGGAGUCUUCACAAGGACAUUGUAACACAUUGGAUUCCCCGAGAGCUGGCUUUAUUGAAACACCGUAUUGAUCAAGCAAAUGAAAAAGGAUGGAGAAAAGAGCUGCAUGAGUAUUUGGAAAGAAGGCAAUUCCUACAAACUCCAGAAAAUCAGACAAAAUUACUUGAAAAGAUCCCCACUGUGAUUCCAGAUAUUGAAGAAGCUGAACCUCUUGAAGAUGAUAAGAAAGAUAACAAAGACUCACCAAAAUCUAUUCUAAUACAUUCAUCAUCUGGAAAAUUUAAAGACAUUGGCAUUACUUCAGAAGAUAGUAAACAAGAAAUGCCAGCAUCUGAAAAAUACGCAAUGGCAGUAAAACUCCAAAAGUUUUUUGAAAACAAGCCAAAAAAACCAUUUAUUGUCAAAAAACCUACUCAAUUGUUUGACUCAAGUGAUGAAAAGUCAACCGUUGAUAUACGCAAGGAGGAUCUUGAAGACAUUAAAAGCUCACAAUGGUAUGUUAUGAGCCCAUGUGGCGAUAAGGUGGGGCCCGUCUCGUUGUCAGUGCUUAAAAACUGGAGUCAAACCCGAGUUGCAUUGGAGUCAAAGAUUUACAACUCAAGUCAAACUGAAGACCAGGCGAAACCGUUGACCGAUGUGCUUCAUCUUGCUUUUGAUGGAAAAUAAUGUUUUUAAGGAUUCUUUUGAAACUUGUUAUUUGGGUAUUUUAGUACUCUAAUUCGUAUAUGCAGUUUAUAAGUAAGUCUAUUAGUGGUUUACUAUUGAAGGCCUCAUAAAGGACCAGAGGUUUUGGGACAUGGGUGUUUAUAAGGGUUUGACUGGUUUUUUAAUAUGUUUAAACUAAUGCUGUUUAUGUUAA